Messenger RNA from Mya arenaria, 1096 nucleotides. RefSeq names its product prefoldin subunit 6-like. The coding region runs from base 46 to 435 and encodes 129 amino acids. NCBI's taxonomy places the organism in Eukaryota, Metazoa, Mollusca, Bivalvia, Myida, Myidae. Gene Ontology annotation, cellular component: cytoplasm; prefoldin complex. The record is from RefSeq and is a predicted model, not a curated record. The transcript is spliced from 4 exons. Gene Ontology annotation, biological process: chaperone-mediated protein complex assembly; protein folding. Gene Ontology annotation, molecular function: protein-folding chaperone binding.
AACACCCUUGGACAUUGUCCCUAUACUCUUCAAUAGGAGGUGAAAAUGGCGUCCAAAGUAGAUUCCGAUGUUCAGAAAAAACUUUCGACAGAGUUAGAAAAAUACCAAGCAUUACAAAAAGAUCAACAGAAGUAUAUGAAAGCGCGACAAGCCCUAGAUGUUCAGCUUAAUGAAAACACGAUGGUCAAAGAGGAACUGGAGAGGUUGGAGGCUGCAGCCACAGUGUACAAGAUGAUUGGUCCAGUCUUGGUUAAACAAGAAAUGACAGAGGCAAAGGAUAAUGUACAGAAGAGAAUAGACUACAUCUCCGGUGAACUGAAGCGACAUGAUGGUGUGAUCAAAGAUAUAGAGAAAAAGCAAGAUACACAAAAAGAAACCUUACAGAAGCUUCAAAGUCAGUUUCAGCAAGCUCAGCAAAGAGCAGCUAAAUCAUAGUUGUAUCUUUACAUCCCCAUAACUCACAUCCGGACGUUUUAAUUUGCUUUGGUCAACAGGGGAAAUAGCAGUGUGGUCUAAGUUUCUGGCAUAAUAGAGAUGAUUUAUUGAUGUAAACUGUCAAAGAGCUUUUAGUUCUGCUGACUUUAAUUUUAGAAAUAUCAAAAUAGACCUUUGGUCUGUCCCAAAUAAGUCAAUAUUGCCCCCACUGUCAUUCUUGUCAGUAGUGGCCAUUAUUCGUCAAACUCAAACUCUGUACAGAUAUGACUUAUUGCCAAAAUUUAAUGAUUGUCAGCAUAAAAUACCAUGAAUUGUUGAAAUCCAAGCCUGGUAAAAAGCCAGAAGAUACCAAAGCCUUCAAUAUUUUAAUGUUGUUUUGUACCUUGUGGCAUUAACCCCAUGAAAUAAUGUUAAAACUUAUGAAAUAAUGUUAAAACUUAUAAAAUAAUGUUCAAACUUAUAAUAUUGAAACAAAAUAAUGUUCAUAGAAGAUCGGCUAGCUAUGAUAUGAAAUAAACAAAUGAAGAUUUCCAAAGUGCAACAAGGGACAUAGCUUUCCUGCCUGUUAUUUUCUUGACCAUAUUUAUUUGUGAUCUGCAUUUCUUGCUCUUGUAUAUACAUUUUGUAACUACAAGUUAAAGAAAUAAAUGUGUAAACUCUU